ACUUAUUUUGCUGUGUUGCGACCUUGGAGUUAGUGUCAACAUAGAGUAACCUCCCUUAUCAUGAGCAACCACGUUACGUUCUGUGAUAUAUAUGAUCGUGAUAGAUCUGUGGUGCAAUGCUUUAAUUUCGUGUUUGUUUAGAUAACAGGUGGUAUUCCUCGCCGAGGUCAUAUCGAAUGGACACAUUGAUAGAACAGUCAUUCCGUACAAAUACAUGACAAUCAAAACACAAAGUCAUUAUAUUCUUAAAUUUCAUUUAACGUUAUAUUCCUGGACCUAACGUUAGAUGCAUUUUCGUCACAGUGAUUGAGUGAAUAUAAUAUACAGUGGUAAAAUGGCUACUGCAGCUAAAACAGCGUUCAGAUUUAUUGAUAUUGGUGUAAAUUUAACAGAUCCUGUUUUCAGAGGAAUUUACCAUGGGUCCAAAAAACAUGAAGAUGACUUUGUGGAUGUCUUGAACAGAGCAUUUGAUUAUGGCAUGAAAAAGAUGAUGAUAACUGGUGGGAGUUUGAAGGACUCCACAGAAGCUCUGGAGCUGUGUAAAUCUCAUGAGACUCUGUAUUGUACUGUUGGGUGCCAUCCGACUAGGUGUGGUGACUUUGAAAAGGGUAAUGACCCUCAGAAAUACCUGGAUGACCUUUUUACCUUGGCAAUGGACAAUAAGGAGCGUGUGGUAGCUGUUGGAGAGAUGGGAUUAGAUUUUGACAGACUCCACUUCUGUCCUAAAGAUACCCAAAUGAAGUAUUUUGAGAAACAGAUGGAUUUGGCAGAGAAAACAAAGUUGCCUUUAUUUCUACACUCACGGAAUGCUCAUAGAGAAUUCAUAGACAUUAUCAAGAGGAACAGAGAACGUAUCAUGGGAGGGGUGGUCCAUUCGUUUACUGGUACAAAGGAGGAGGCAGAGGAAAUCUUACAACAAGACUUGUACAUAGGUAUUAAUGGCUGUUCACUGAAAACACAAGAAAAUGUUGAUGUGAUGUGUUCCAUUCCUGCUAACAGAUUAAUGAUAGAGACAGAUGCUCCGUGGUGUGAUAUCCGUCCUACCCAUGUAGGGUCAAAGUUUGUCAAAACAACUUUUCCAUCCAAAAAAAAAGAGAAGUGGGAAAAGGGAACUUGCAUCAAAGGUCGAAAUGAACCAGUACAUAUAAUCCAAGUUUUGGAGGUGAUGGCUGCUGCAAGGAAUGAAGACAUCAACGACUUAGCAAAUAAGAUGUAUGAAAAUACAUGUAAAAUGUUUUUUAAUAGUGAUAGCUAAUUUCCAAAUAAAUAAAUGAAUAAUGAUGUAGUAAAUUAAAUACAUAUAAGUGGAUUUGAUGGCGUCAUGUUUUUAUGGCAAUACAUGUACAUAUAUCUAUAUACCACACUACCAAGAAAUAAGCCUGUAAACUUGGUGUUCACAAAAUUUGUUGCAAAUGUUUUGAGUUUUUUUUAGUUUUAAAUGGAUAUAUGAUUACAUUUUCGUAUAUUCAUUUCAAGUCGGAGCAGUCGGCUGCAUUGGUCCAUACCUUGAAUGAUCAUGGUGUUGUUGAUAAACUCGAAUUCCGACACUAGCUACAUUAACCAAGAUAACAUAUUAAGUGACUGUGACCAUGUUUCAAUACCCUUUACUCAGCUAAUUAGAUGGUCACCAGUCUUUUUAAUCUGGACUCUGGACUUAGUUAUAAGUAUAUCUCAAACUGAUGCCAAGUUAGUAAUUGAUGUAGAUAACUUGUUAACUUGGACUAAUUAACUAUGAGUGGCCCUGGUAUUCAGAAUGAUGGGUGUCCACUGUAAAGUUCGUGCCCGAAGGGCAAGUGAGCUUAUGCCAUGGCGCGGCUUCCGCCGUCCGGCCGUCGUCAACCUUUCUAUUUAAACAUCUUCUAAAUAACCAAGAGGCCCAGAUACUUAAUAUACAUUGUAAUGUAUGUAGCAUGGUAUGAAGGACUAAAUUUAUGAAGUUGGUCUUCAUUCAAGGUCACAGUGGUCAAAAAGGCCAAAAUUUGUAAACAACUCCUUCUCAAUAACCACGAGUCCCAGGGACUUGAUAUUGGGUCUAUAGCAUGCUGGGAUGAAGGGCUAUCAAGUAUGUUCAAAUGAAUGGCCGUGACCUACAUUAAAGGUCACAUGGGUCAAAUAGGCUCAAAUCUUUAAUAAUAAUGAUGAUCUCAAUAAACAACAAAAUCCAUGAAUGCCUAUGCCUUUUUUUUUAUUUGUUACAUGUAUUUACAAAUGUCAGAUUAUCAAAGAAUUUACAAAUACACAAACACCAUAUAAAAUUUGAUGAUUUUAUAAUAUAAUGUAUACAAAAAUAAAGUUAAUAGAUUCAACCUAUUGAUCAACAACAACAUCCCACUUAACUUGAAUAAAAAUGUUUGAUAGUUCCAAAAACACCACAUGGUACUGAACAUUUUAAUCUAUAAAACUGACUAAUUAGCAAUGUCCUUCAUUUGUCCAGCGCUUAAUACGUAUGACAGGAUUAAAAUAAUUUGGACACUACCAAUUGUUUUAUGAUCAGUUUGAUCAGGAAUAGAACCAAUAGUCUUUGAUGAUUGGAAUGUUAAGUACCUAGGACCUUUUGAUGAACAAAGGACUUGUGAGAAGGUUGAUGUUCUGUUCACAAACAGAUUUGCCAACCGAAAUAUAGGGGAGAACAGUGAAGUGUUGACCUUUAAGGCUGGUCACACUAAAGUCAAAGAUGAAUGAGUGGGACUGGAGGAUAUCUAUGUUUAUUAUGACUAUAUUUGGCUAUUGUAGCAAUGUUUUCUGGGUAUUAACUCGGCAUUAAUUAGCAGAAUCAGUCUAGAAUUAAAACCAAGUUUUAAAACCAAACUACAUAAUGUAGUUAAUGGCUUCUAUUAAUUCCAUAGAUAAUUUUUGAAAGUACCUUGUAUAACCCCCUAUCUAUAAAACAUGUAGUAAAAAUCUGGACAACCUGCUGGAGUGAAAGGAAUGUUACAUUAUUAUAAGAAAGCUUUUGACAUCAUUAACAUUAAAAACAGUGUCUUGAUGUAUUAUGUGGGCUUUUCAUGAUUCCCUUUAAUCCAUUUUUCGUGCCAAAUUUCAUUUAGUGGGUGAUUUUUCUCAGUUUGCAUUUAAUGCAAUAUUCUGUGUUCUAAUGACAAAUGUUUGACUGUAGAUUUAUCAUAGACAACGAGCUAUGUAUACAUCAAUAUUCAGAUGUAAGUCCACUGCUACAACCGCAGACUUACCACUAUAGACAAUAUACCAUGUAUACAGUGAUAACAAAGCUUAUCUCCCCUUACCACUGAAAUAAAGACUUCACACAAUUAGUUCAUUGCUUUAAGAUAACAUGAAAGGCAAAAAUGCAUGCAUUAUACAACUAAUAAAUAGAUUGUUUAUAAGUUGUAAUUUUACAAAAGUAACAAGUGUUAGAUGUAGGAAAAUAAACAUUAUAUUAUGUAAAGGCAGAAAUAAACUGGUCCGUAAAACAGUUAAUGAUAUGUGAAAGUGAAGAUCGACAAAGGAAUGUAUAAUUAUGAUAAACACCACGUGGGGCAAAUGUAGAAGUGAAAGACAAUUUCGCCCUUAUAACAGUGAAAUGUACAAACUAUCACAAUGUUGUACAACAGGCUUUCUCGAACUUAAUUCAAGAAACAGCAUAAUUAUAUAUCUGAAAGCUCAACAAGAUGUAUCUAUUGUGAAAAAGAUCAGUCCUAUUUACUCAACACAUUCUCCAAAAAUAAGAAAUAUUUUAAUAUCAAACAAUUUUAGACUGAUUAUCUUUUAAUUUAACAUCAUCAGCAAAUAAAUAUCAACCUUCCAAUGAGAAAAAUGAAAAAGUUGAUGACAAUCACACUGAAAUGAAAACAUUACAUAUGUACAGGUGUAUAAAGUGAGUGUAGUGAUUUAAGCAAUACAGCAUACAUUUACUGCUUGAAAUACUUUAUGUCUGGUCCAGUAUUUGCAUGUACAGUAUCAUGAUGAUUUCAACUAUUGCACAUUACCAUGUUACUCCGAAAUAUGUUCGAUAAGCAUAGUGAUCAUACAUGCCAUUUAAGCAUGAUCAUUCCUCAAGUAGUAGGAAUUUGCAUUUGUCUAAAGAUUAACAAUUGUUCUUUGUAAAUUGUCUAAAGAUUAACAAUUGGUCUUUGUAAAAUUAAUUGUCAAUAUUCCCAUGCUUUAUGAAAGCGCACUCUUCUUGAUUAAAUUUCAAACUCAAAGAUCUUUUUUUAAACUUCAAGUCCUUAUGACCAAGCAACUGGGAAAUAUCUACACUGGAAUGUAAAUACAUAAUUUAGUUGAAACGCAAUUGGCUGUGUAAAAACUGAUCAAAAUACUUUGACUUACGAUGGAACAUGAGAUUACAAUCACACAAUUGGAAGCACUUAUUCAAAUCUACUUUCUACUGAUAUCAACAACAUGGCAAAAGCAAAUAAUAUACAUCAUGAAUUGAACAAUUAAUAUAUCUAACAAAUUAAGGUGUAAUCUUGGAUAGCUGAUAAAAUUUCAGUAUAGAUUAAAGUUUCUCUUUACACGAAGAAAUGAUAUGAAUUCGUUGUAUAACAAACCCUAGAUGUGUUACUUUUCAAAGAUAAGCUGUAGUUAGAUAUUUAAAACUAACAAUCUAAACUGCUGGAAAAUUUCACCAUGAAAACACUACAUAUGGGGGUUCACAGUAAGUAUUUGGUAUCAAUGCAUUCUGUCAGUCUUCAAUUUUCAUUCUAUUAAAAAGGAACAAAAAAAUUCUAAUAUUGACAUGUAUGAUGGCAUACCAAAAGAAUUGCAUAGAAUUCAACAAGUAUUUUAGACAUAAAUUUGACAUAAUCUAUACUCUAAUUUAACUUUCCAAGUAAAUUGAGGAACUUGCGUGUAAAAGAUAAUAAAUAUACCAUGAUCAUUACAAAUGGCUAUUUUGAUGAUGCUGUAAUUAUACAGUGUAAUGUUUCCAUCUUGUUAAACACUAUCUAGAUUAGAGUAGAGUGUAUUUGUUAUAAUACACAGACUUGGGAGGUUCCUUAAGCACACACCACAACACCAUCCAUUGUUUCUAUGGAGAUACAAGGCAUACAGAUCUGUGUACUCAAAAUGGCACUAGUUUAAUACCCCUUGUGUAAAAAUAUUUACUAUCAUUCAACCAGACUUUGUAAGUUGCUCAGUAUCAUACUAGACUAUGGAACAAAACAUGAUAUGAAUAUUAUAGUAUGACUGGCAAUGACUCACUUAUAUGUGUGCAAUUCUUAAGCUGUUUAAAUGACAACAAACAUGAUCUAUACAAUACAUAAAGCUGUAUAAAACUUAUGCAUAUAUUUUUAUAAAAAAAAUUCUCAAAAGAAGUAUACAAAAUUACACGUCCACACGUUAACAACAGUACAACAUAUUUGUUCUAUUUAAAUAUUGCAUGGCAUUGACCUAUAUGUCUAUACCAGUAACCAUUGACUUAAAA
This is a messenger RNA of Pecten maximus, 5383 nucleotides long. Its product is annotated as putative deoxyribonuclease TATDN1. Gene Ontology annotation, cellular component: cytosol. Gene Ontology annotation, molecular function: 3'-5'-DNA exonuclease activity. The transcript has 12 exons. The coding region runs from base 335 to 1255 and encodes 306 amino acids. NCBI's taxonomy places the organism in Eukaryota, Metazoa, Mollusca, Bivalvia, Pectinida, Pectinidae. The record is from RefSeq and is a predicted model, not a curated record.